AAACCAAAUUUCACAUUUCAUCUACCUUAAUUAGAUCAAUUUUUAAUUUAGGAAAAUGGACAUCUGAAAUUUUGAAAAUUUUCAAAAAAUUCAAAAUGAAAUUCAACAUCUCAGAUUCGGCUUACCGGGAACCUCAUGAAAUGUCCCCCAGGAAUUUGAAUGGGAAGUGGUCUCGGUGAUAGCCCUUGGCCCAAGUGCCACAACAUUAAAAUUUUAGCUGACAGUUUUGAGUUUAGCUCCCACAGUAAAAUUUUUAAUUUUAAAAUUCUCAAUAAUCGUUACCCCGAUGCUCAAGUUUUUCUCACGGCGUUGUCGUGGGAAAAUUUUGACCCACGCGCCAGUUAAUAAAUCGUACAUUUUUUGAUAACGUACAACCCAAAGGAAUUUACAGCUGGUUGAGGUACAUACGAUUGAAUUGCUGAAAUUUAUUUCAUCAUUUCAGUAAUUUUAUACCACUCAGUCGCAUGCAGCUAGUGACGCAAUGGAUCAUAUUAUGGUGAAGCAUCAUAGGUAACUAACUACCCACCUACCUUCGAUAACCAUGGCAUGAAUCAUUGAAAAACCAAGUUUAUCAAAAUAUUACAUUAUAGAAAAAGGAAAUGACAAGUUGAAAGUUUAAAUGCGAAAAAAAAAUCAUGAUUUAUGUAACAUGGCAUCAGAUUAAACAUAUGUACCACAUCUACAUAUGUAUGUACGUAUUCUGUAUGUGUAAUUGAGUUUCCUACUCGCAGUGACCAAUUUUAUCGUUGUUUGUUCGCAAAAUCAGAGUUAUUUUUUACAAAAAAAAGUCAAUUCUUGAUUCCAGCAGCUGGAAACUAAAAGAGAAUAAAAAUCAGUUACCUACAAGAAUAGAAUCAAUCACCAUGUCAGACGAAGAAAGAUUCCAACUAAUUGUUCAUAGACGAGAAGACGCCUCUCCUGACCCGAUCAUAUACGCAAACUUACUCAGUUCACUCCAAGAACAAAAUUUCUCCGAGUUCAUCGACACUCUAAAAACUAAGAAACCUGCAUCUUUCAAUGUGAAUCACUCCUACCCAGAUCCAGAAAAUGGCACAUUGCUACACAUCGCUUGUCGAUCAAAAGGUAAUUGGAGAUUUGUAAAGAUAUUGAUCCUAUACGGCGCUCGAGUCGAUGCAAUAAAUCAAAUAUAUGGCACGGCUGCAAUACACGAGGCAGUAAAAAGCAACGAUAUUUCAACUGUUGAAGUCCUGAGUCGAAAUGAAAUAAGGUCUUACGAGUGUAAUCUGAAUAUUUGUGAUAUAUCAGCCUCGACCACUUCUUCCGAACGUUUAACUUACAUUCGUCGGAGAGGAGCUGAUAUCAAUAUAAACGAUAUGAAUUGCCGAACACCGAUCAUGACAGCUGCUUACUUCGGCCAUCUUCAUAUUUUGCCAACGUUAUUCGAAAAUAAAAACGUUUCGUUGAAGCCAGUAGCAGGAAAAACCAUACUGCAUUCGUUGAUCGAUGGUGCGAGAGAAAUAGGCGAAGCUACGGGGUCUUUACGAAAGAAAUCAAGAUACCAUCAGUGUUUGGAUUACAUUCUGCAGAAAAUACCAAAUGAAAAAUGGCACGAGUUGGUCAACAAUCCGGAUCACUUGUUGAGGUAUGCGGCCAGGUUGCAAGAUCAGCAGAUUUUAAACAAAUUGGCACGAGUUUUUGGAAUUGGUGUCGAAAAUAUCACCAAGGAUAUAAAAAACCAAACAGAAAACAGCACCGCUGAUAGUGAGACGAUCCUUCGGACAAAACUUCUACCACACUUGAAAGAAAAAAAUAUCACCGAAUUUGAAUCCACCCUGAAAACUAAUCUUGAAUCCAUUGAUAUGAACCAUUUUAUGAGCGAUCCAGAAAACGGCACAUUACUCGACAUAGCCUGUCGUUCCAAAGGUAACCAUGAAUUUGUGAAAAUUUUGAUCGAGCAUGGAGCUGAAAUAAAUAAUAUCAAUAGAAUAAGUGGCAAGGCCCCAAUUCACAAGGUAAUAGACAGCGACGACAUCGAUACUCUAAAAAUCUUGAUGCAUACUACAACAAAUGAGAUAAUCUGUGAUCCAAAUCUGAACGAUAUAUUUGGCCAAACACCUGUAAUGAAAGCAGCCUACCUUGCUCGUGACGAUAUUCUAUCAACAUUGCUAAAAAAUGAACACGUUUCAUUGAAACCAGUUGCAAAAAAGACAAUACUGCAUAUGGUUUUCGAUGGAUGGAAGGACAUGAGCAGUAGAAUGGGAACUAUUUGUAAAGAAAACUUGUAUUAUAAAUGUCUCGAUUGCAUUAUAAAAGAGACAGAAGCGCGAGAUGAACUGAAAACUUUGCUGAUGCAAUCCCAUGUUUUGGAGUUGUUCGAUGAAUUACACGAUCUACGAUUUGGACAUAUGAUUUAUAAUGCCUGUGUCAAGUCAAAAUAUCCCAUUCCACAAAGCUUGAAGCAGAAAUAUUUUCCUCAGAUCCAGCUGGUUGCAGAUUCCCAGAUGGAGUCCGAGAACCGUACUUUUAAAAAAUACAAAACAAGACAACGAACACGUUCAGAAGGAAACCUGCAACCUUCUCCAAUACAAAUGAACCUAUUAUCCGCUUUGCAAGAUAAAAAUCUUCAUCAGUUCGAAACACUUCUAAAUCAAGAUACUCGUCCCGACAUAAAUUACUUUUACGUCGAGCAAAAAGGAACACUGCUGGACGUAGCUUGUCAAUCACACGGAAACAGUCAAUUUGUAGACCUUUUGCUAAAACAAGAUGUCAUUGACAUGAAUUUAAAAAACACCAUAACCGGUAAAGCUGCCAUACACGAGGCAGUACAAAACUCAGACGCUGACACAUUAUUAAUCUUAUUAAAAAACGACAAUUGCGAUAUAAAUCUGCCGGAUGCGAAAGGAUACACAGCUUUGGAUCAUGCAGCGAUGCAUAGAAAAUACCAAUUUAUCGAUUUCUUGUUCGAUUAUGGCGCAAAGAAGCCAAAAAUCAAAAAAGAUCUUCCUGUCAGGAUAACCAGUGUGGUGGAAAAACAAAAAGCCUGCGCUAAGUACACUCCUAUCAUGAGAGCUGCCAGGUAUGGUAAUUUCGAGACUUUCAAGAAACUGUUGGAAGAUCAUAAAGUAUCGACAUUCGUAGUCGAUGAAAAAUCAGUAAUUCACAUGGUACUGGAAGGUAUCCUAGCUAUGAAGUAUAUCAGCGAAGAUUACGGAUUAAUGGAAAAACAUUACCUGGCUGGAAAGAAUGGAUUCGAUUGCGAAAAGGAUGUUUUCGUUUUACCCUUGAAUUUUACUCUGGUUCCGGGUGAAAAACAAGACCAUUAUCGACUGCUCGAGUACAUUUUGAAAUCACCGAUACGAAAAAAAUGUCUGAAUUUGGCAGAUAAAGAUGGAAAUACACCUUUGCAUUACGCAGUGGUCUGGGAAGACUCGCGGAGCACAAUGGCUCUCUUGAAAGCUGGAGCUGAUAUGUGCAUUCCAAACAAACAUGGCGCUCGUGUUCUGCGUUUAAUAGAAACCCAGCAACUGGAAGAUUACCUCGACAGUUGUAUUUCAUCGAAUAAAUGCGGAACGAAGCAUGGCGAAUAUAAGAUCACAUUUGAUUACUCGAUGCUUGCUCAUACUCAAAUUGUCAAUGAAGUUGAACCAAUACUGAUAAUGGCCGAUGAACCUAGAUUCAGGCAUUUUCUCAAGCAGCACCCAUUGAUAAGGAAUUACCUUGACUUGAAAUGGCUGCUGAUAAGGAAACAUUUCAUCAGCAAAUUCAUUUUGUACCUGAUUUAUUUCCUCGCACUUAAUUUGUACAUUUUAAGCAAAUCUGUCUCAUAUUCAUUCUUUGAAAGCAACAUGGAAACUAUUGACUUUCUAUGGAAACCUUUCAUUUCGCUUUUUUGCGCCAUUUUCAUAAUCAAGGAGGCAUUUCAAGCGUUCUCUAAACCGCUGGGAAACUGGCUCACUUGGUUUAAACUAGCCUUAUUCGUAUCAACUUGUGUCCUACUGUAUGCACCCGAACAUUCCCGAGAAUUGGCAGCCGUAGUUAUAAUGGCUUCUUGGAUAAACCUCCUGCUAUUAAUAGGUCGAUAUCCUUCAUUUUCCACUCCCUUUGAAAUGUUCAAAAAAGUCUCGUGCAAUUUUAUCAAAUUUUUCCUCAUUUAUUCCAUCAUGAUUUUAGCAUUCGCCUUCUGUUUUCAUAUCCUGUUGAAAAAUUCUAACGAAUUUUCUCACGUUGCGAAUGCAAUUUUCAACACAUUGGUCAUGUCGAGCGGUCAAGUCGACUCGAAAUCGAUUUUAUCCGGAAAAGGGAACGAUGACAUCGGUCACGUGCAUGUGUUUUUUUUACUCUUCGUUUUCCUAAUCACUGUUGUACUUCUCAACUUGUUGAACGGAUUGGCGGUCGGUGAUACUCAGAAGAUUAGAAAGGACGCUGAAAUCGUGGGAAUUAUUUCUCGUGUCAGAUUCAUCGAGCAUAUGGAAAGCAGAGCUAAACACGAUCCGGAUUUAUGGAGGAAAAUUGUUGCAUUUUUAUGUAAUCUUCGUUCAAAUGGGUAUGCUCGUAAAAGACUACGCAAAUCUACACGUGUUGACUUAUCUUAUCACUUGGUAAAUUAUCAAGUCGAAGUGUACCCGAAUACUGGACGUUCGUCGCCUCUUUGGUAUGAAAUUGAUCGGGAAAUUGUCGAAGAUGCUGUUAAGAUUUUAAGUAAAACUAGAAAUCAGUUGGAUGACAGCGAUUCUUUGGAUGGAGAACAUUACGAUUUUACUUGGGUAACUUUACAGGGAAGUGAAAUUGAACAGCACGAAAUAAAUAAUGUAUAGGUAAUCAAUGAUCGUUAUCAUUUUGAACAAUAGAACUAAAAAUCGAAUAAGUAAAGAAAUUAUGAUUAAGAAGCAUUUGCAAAAUAAAUUUUCCAAAAAUUAAAAACGUAACUUUUCAUACAUAUGUACCUACUUAUUUCUAAAAACGAAACUAGUUGUUUAUUUCCCCUCAAGUCCAAAAAAGUUAUGUAUACCUACGUGCUACGUAGUCCUCACCAGCAGAAAAAAAAUUCAAAACAUCCAACUCAUAUGAAAAAAAAAAAAAUACUUAUUCAAAAAAUGUUCCUUUUGACCUCCAUUGGUCCUUGAAGCAAGUUUGGCCAACUUGUAUAUGUAGAACCCCCUCGGCCCCCACCUCCUCUACAUGAGAAAAAAUGAAAAA
Messenger RNA from Planococcus citri (citrus mealybug), 5157 nucleotides. RefSeq names its product transient receptor potential cation channel subfamily A member 1-like. Gene Ontology annotation, cellular component: membrane. NCBI's taxonomy places the organism in Eukaryota, Metazoa, Arthropoda, Insecta, Hemiptera, Pseudococcidae. Gene Ontology annotation, biological process: transmembrane transport; monoatomic ion transport. The record is from RefSeq and is a predicted model, not a curated record. Bases 864 to 4775 code for a protein of 1303 amino acids. Gene Ontology annotation, molecular function: monoatomic ion channel activity; protein binding. The transcript has 4 exons.